AAGGAUAUUGGGUGUGGGCAAGGGUGUUUCAUGUUAUUACAUGAAGUGGGGUGGUGUUCCCCAUGUUAUAACAUGAUGUUAAGAUGAGAGAUAGAGAGAAAAAGUGGAAAAAAUGAUUUGCUUUGGUGUUAUCUGCCGUUCCCGUUACCACAUCCUAAUAACACAAAAUCUAAUAACACCAAGCUGGGCGAUGUUCCACUGCGUUUUUAGGUGUUUUUAGAUAAUAAUGUGAGUGGACGUUGCCUAGUCCUAGUAGUCUAAAGUUGAUUUCAAGUUAUACACAAAAUAAGCAUAACCAUAAACAUGUAUAUAGGGUUGGUGAGGAGGUAGGGCGUGCCACAACCCCACAUUUGUGCAAACUAAAGUUCUGCAGUCGCCCACUUUCACUCCAUAUAAGUAUGGGAACGCAGGACCAUAAAAUCAAACUCAUUGAUUAAAACAUGAUGGCGUCUCUUCUAAAUUCAUCUGUCUUUCUCGUCAUUCUAACUCUCUGCUUCUCUGUUUCCCGGGCUACCUUAUCUUCCAUUCUUGAAGUUACACCAGGUUCUGAAGAUUUCAUCAGCUGCAUAGAAUCCAACUCCAACAAUUUCACUUCUGACUCUCAACUCAUUUUCACCCCUGUCAAUGCUUCUUUCCUACCCAUUUGGCAAGUUGCAGUCCAAAACACUAGGUUCCUUAAACCUUCCACUCGAAAACCAUCGGUCAUUGUGACACCUAUGAAUGAAACACUCAUCCAAACAGCUCUCUAUUGUGCCAAGAAACAUGGCUACGAGAUCAGGAUCAGGAGUGGUGGUCAUGACUUUGAGGCCCUCUCGUACACAGCUGAUGUGCCGUUUGUUAUGAUUGAUUUCACCAACAUGAGGUCUAUAGAUGUGGAUGUAGCAAACAGCACCGUGUGGGUCCAGGCAGGCGCUACGCUUGGUGAACUCUAUUAUGCUAUUUUGAAGAAAACCGACACCUUGUAUUUCCCUGGAGGUAUUUGUCCCACGGUGGGUGUUGGCGGGUACAUAGGCGGUGGUGGCUAUGGAAACCUAUUGAGGAAAUACGGUCUUGCUGCUGAUAAUGCUUUGGAUGUUCGCUUCAUGGAUGUAAAUGGAAAAAUUCUCAACAGGAAGAUGAUGGGUGAAAAUUUGUUUUGGGCGAUUCGAGGAGGUGGUGCUUCCAGUUUUGGAAUUGUUCUUGCAUGGAAACUGAGGUUGGUUCCGGUUCCAGAAAAAGUAACCGUCUUUCUUCUGAACAAAACUUUGGAAGAAGGUGUAACCAAAAUUUUCUAUAAAUAUCAAUACGUUGCUCCAACUUUUGAUAGAAAUUUGCACAUAAGAACUCAGGUGUUUAGCGAAUAUAUCGGCAACAGUGCCAAGAAAACCAUCCGAAUUUUGUUUGAAGGAAUCUAUCAGGGCCCAAGUGAUGCAUUGCUUCUAUAUUUGGACGAACAUUUUCCUGAGCUCGGUGUCACAAAAGAGAUCUGUGAAGAAAUGACUAGCGUCCGGUCGACACUUGUGUUUUGGGGCUUGCCAAGCUCCACCCCGAUCGAGAUUCUCACGAACCGAUCUGCCAUAACCAAGCUGAAAUUCAAAGGUAAAUCAGACUAUGUCCGAACACCAAUCCCCAUAAAAGGGCUUAGAAAGAUCUGGAGUCAAGUUAUGGAAAACGACGGAUCAGGGCUUUUGAUGAUAAAUCCUUUUGGCGGACGGAUGAAUGAUUACUCAGAGACAGCAAUUCCAUAUCCUCAUAGAGUUGGGGUGCUGUUACAGGUCUUCAAGUCUGUAUAUUUUGAUGGUCAAACGUCAGACACAACCCCUACAUCGCUCUCAAGGUUAGCUUGGCUGCAAAGCUUGGAAGAGUUAUUGACCCCUUAUGUGUCAAAACACCCGAGAGAGGCCUAUUUCAACUACAAUGAUCUUGAGUUCGGUGUUGGAAAUGCUAAUUAUGAGGAAGCAAGUGUUUGGGGUGAGAGGUACUGGAAGAGGGACAAUUUCAAGAAGUUAAUUCGAAUCAAGGCCAAAGUUGAUCCACAUAAUUUCUUUAGGCACCCACAAAGUAUCCCAGUUUUCUCAUCACCUCUCUCAAGUUUCAACUAAGUAAAGCUCUUCUAUUAAAGAAAGAUCCAAAGUAUCGAUUUAGGUUUCGGUUUUCUCUUGAAUAAACUAUCAACAAGUCUUUUGUCAUUAUCUUUCUUUUUCUACCUUAUGUUUGAGAUAAAUAUAUAAACCUUCAGUAAACAAAAAAAAAAAAUGGUCCCUCUAUUUCCCAA
This is a messenger RNA of Lactuca sativa (garden lettuce), 2254 nucleotides long. RefSeq names its product tetrahydroberberine oxidase. The record is from RefSeq and is a predicted model, not a curated record. Gene Ontology annotation, molecular function: oxidoreductase activity; FAD binding. Lineage: Eukaryota; Viridiplantae; Streptophyta; Magnoliopsida; Asterales; Asteraceae.